Messenger RNA from Fundulus heteroclitus (mummichog), 1967 nucleotides. RefSeq names its product LRAT domain containing 2a (gene lratd2a). The transcript has a single exon. The record is from RefSeq and is a predicted model, not a curated record. NCBI's taxonomy places the organism in Eukaryota, Metazoa, Chordata, Actinopteri, Cyprinodontiformes, Fundulidae. Bases 508 to 1332 code for a protein of 274 amino acids.
CUCAGACAGCAGCUGCUCUGUAAAGACCUGUGAUGGAAAUUUACGCGCACUUCCGCUUUAAAGGCGAAGCUGCGUCCUUCACGAGAGAGUCGCUGUUGAUCCGGAGCCGUCAUCAGAGCAGAUCCGCCUUCAGCCCGACUGGAUUUGCCGCUCCGUGCACACCGCUGCAAGAAAACACGCCGUCUAAACUUAAGUUUUGGGCAUUUUCUUCAAUAUUUUCUCGGGGUUUUACGAGGGAACCCCCCCAACAGGUGAGGUUACACCUGUGCGCCUGCGCUGCUGGUUGACUGAAACCAGUUUGUGUUCUCUCCUCGACCCCACUUGUUGACGGGGCACCGAGGGACUCGUCCUCAAUUCUUAUGCGUAAUUCGGAUCUAACUCCAUCGGGCGGUGGAAGUUUCGAGCUGCGCCGUUUCCGGACAGAUGGCUGCGAUGGGAGGCGAUCGGUAAAAGCCCUCCGCGUCGGAUUACACGGGCGGGCUGCUGCCAGGUAAGAGCGGCGGCAGAAUGGGGAACCAGAUGGACAGGCUGUCACAUUUAAGUUACGCAGAAGUUCCCACGGUGGACCCGAACGGCGUGGACACGGACGACGGUCCGCGCAUCGGCGUCUCCUACAUCUUCUCGAGUGACGACGACGAGCUGGAGGACGGAUGCGCGGUGGACGGCGGAGGAAAACACGCCGACGAGGAAGAGAAAAACUACGACCAGCGCGACGAGGUGGAGUGCGCCGUCUACCACAGAGAGGAGUGCGUCUACGAGAAGAGCGCCAAGUGCGCAAACCUGGAGGUGUACUCCCCGGAGAACCUGCUCAACAAGUGCAAGGCGGGGGACCUGGUGGAGUUCGUGGCCACGGGUCAGUUCCCGCACUGGGCCGUGUAUGUCGGGGACUUCCAGGUGGUGCACCUGCACAGAGCCGAGGUGAAAAACAGCUUUCUGACCGACGCCAGCCAAGGGAGGAGGUGUCGGGUGGUGAACGACUGGUUUAAAUUCAAGCCCCUGUGCGCGGAGGUGGUGGUGCAGAACGCGAUGGAGCAGGUGGGGCUGAAGGACCGGGAGCUGAGCUGGAGGAACUCGGAGAGUUUCGCCGCCUGGUGCCGGUUCGGCAAGAGGGAGUUCAAGAUGGGCGGGGAGAUCCGGAUCGGCAAGCAGCCCUACAGGCUCAAGGUGUUCGUGUCGGACAAACACUCGCACGUGUUGGAGUUUCAGAGCUUGGAGGACGUGAUCAUGGAGAAGAGGAGGAACGAUCACCUGGGCAGGGCGGCCGUGCUGCGCGAGCUGGCCGCGCACUUCAGAGGCGUGGAGGAGAGGACGAAUGAGAUGGGAGUGGAAUGAUGUCCUCCAGACGUCUGUUACGCUGUCCUCUUCAAUCUGUAGCAGUCCUCGUUGAUUUUACAGGGCUUUGCAAAAAAAUAUUCGCACCCCCUAAACAGGUUCCCAUUUUGUCACACAGCCGCCCAAAAAACGGUCUGUAUAUCGGGGGUCUCUCUGUGAUAGACCAACACUAAGGUGCACACACCUAUGAUGUGAAAGGAAACUCAUACUUAGUUUUAUUACUUUGAAAAGUAAGACAUGCAUGUGCAUUUAGCCCUCUGACACCCCUAUAGAAAUGUGAAAGUUUGACUAAAAUGAAGCGUUUCAGCCUGGGUGCAAAGGUUUUAAGCAUGGCGGAGCGAAGUACACAGGCGCACGUUCCUUUGAACACAUCAUCCUCACUGUUAAACACGGUAGUGGCAGCAUCAUGCUGUGGGCCUGCUCAGGUUAAGCAGGGCCAGAGGAUUUGGUCAUAGUUAAUAAGAAGCUGGACGGCGCUAAAUGCAGGACAAUCCUGGAAGAAACCGGGGUGGAGGUUCUCACGACCGCGCAGAUAACAACCAGAGCUACGACUGAAAGAUUUAGAUCAAAGCACGUACAUGUGUUAGAAAGGUCCAGUCAAAGUCAAGACUAGGUCUGUGCAUAAAAAUCCAUAC